Molecule: messenger RNA, 2176 nt
Organism: Drosophila ficusphila
Lineage: Eukaryota; Metazoa; Arthropoda; Insecta; Diptera; Drosophilidae
Product: proton-coupled amino acid transporter-like protein pathetic
Exons: 5
Coding region: 381-1805 (474 amino acids)
Biological process (GO): amino acid transmembrane transport
Cellular component (GO): vacuolar membrane
Molecular function (GO): amino acid transmembrane transporter activity
Source: RefSeq, a predicted model, not a curated record
ACUAAGCGAUCGUCCGACAGUUAACAACAAAUCGCCAGCGGGGGUCGACAAAAAAUCUAAUAAAACUCCAAACAAACACCCUUCGAGAAAACGCGCGCGCGAAUUUCGUAAAUCCUUGCAACAUCGCGCAGGUGUGAAAAUUUAAACCAUCCAACAAGAAGUGGUUGUCAAAUAUAUAAACAGUGUUCAAGCGUAUUAAAUCGCUUCUGCAAAUUCUGGCCUUAAACUCGCACCAUCGAGCAUAAAUAUAUCAUUAACGCGACGGUGUGAAAAAGACAAUUUUUUGUCGUCAAUGUCGAGGGCAAACGUUUGGAUAAAGCCAUUAUAAUAAUUUCUCUAUAAUUUUCACAAAAGUUCACACAAAUAAAAUCGCGCCAAAGAUGGCAGACAACGCGGGAUUCACUCCAGAUGGACAGGCAUCUUCGAAAGCCGAGAACCCGCCUUCCUACGCCAGCUCAGUUGCUACUCUAAAUGACUUCAACUCGAAAUCCAACUUGACGGAGAAGAACCAGCUGUCGCUGUCGGAGGACCCGUACCAUCCCUUCGAGCACCGCGAUCCCAAUGGAGCGAGUGCAGGAGGCGCCUUGGCGCACUUGCUCAAGAGUUCGCUGGGCACGGGAAUCCUGGCGAUGCCGAUGGCCUUCCACAAUGCCGGCUUGGCUUUCGGAAUGGCCAUGACGCUGAUCGUCGGCUUCCUCUGCACGCACUGCGUACACAUUUUGGUAAAAACUUCGCAUAACAUUUGCAAGGAUGCCAAGGUUUCGGCUUUGGGAUUCGCUGAGACGGCGGAAAAGGUCUUCGAGUACGGACCAAAGGGAAUGCGUCCCUACUCCAACUUCGCCAAGCAAUUCGUGGAUAUCGGACUGAUGGCCACGUAUUACGCGGCGGCAUGUGUGUACAUCGUAUUUAUUGCGACAUCUUUCCACGAUGUCAUCAACUACGAUUGCGGAAUCAACUGGGAUGUGCGAAUUUACAUCGCACUAACCGUGAUCCCCUGCCUGCUGAUCGGCCAAAUCCGCGACCUCAAGUGGCUGGUGCCGUUCUCCAUGAUGGCCAACAUCUUCAUUGUUGUGACCUUCGCCAUCACUCUGUAUUAUAUGUUCGAUGAGCCGCUGGUCUACUCCGAUAAGCCACUGAUCGCCAAGGCCUCCCACAUCCCGCUCUUCUUCGCCACCGUGAUCUUCGCCAUGGAGGGAAUCGGUGUUGUGAUGCCCGUGGAGAACUCGAUGAAGAAACCCCAGCACUUCCUGGGAUGCCCGGGUGUCCUCAACACAGCCAUGAUCACAGUGGUCUCGCUGUACGCCAUCAUUGGAUUCUUCGGCUAUGUGAGAUUUGGAGACCAAGUGCGCGGCAGCAUCACGCUUAAUCUGCCGGACGGAGCCUGGCUGGGAGACACAGCCAAGCUGCUGAUGGCCGUCGCCAUCCUCUUCACCUUCGGCCUGCAGUUCUAUGUGCCCAACGAGAUCCUGUGGCGCAAGAUCGGUCACAAGUUCAGUCCCGAGAAGCACAACAUCACACAGAUCCUGCUGCGCAGUGGCAUCAUCCUGCUGAGCGGCGGCGUGGCUGCUGCCAUUCCCAAUCUGGAACCCUUCAUCAGUUUGGUGGGUGCCGUGUUCUUCUCGCUGCUGGGCAUCUUUGUGCCCAGCUUCGUGGAGACCGUCUACCUGUGGCCCAAUCAGCUGGGCGUCUGCAAGUGGAAGCUGGUAAAGAACAUCUUCCUGGGGCUGUUCUCCAUCCUGGCCUUGAUUGCCGGAGCUGUGGCGAGCAUCAACGAAAUUAUCGAUAUGUACAGCGGCGAAGAAUAAAUUGCGUAGACGUUCAACCAGAGACGUAGUAUUACUCCAGAUGCAGGUAGCUCCAGCGAAACGAUGGACGAGUGUGAGAGUUCAAAAAGCAGGCAAAGCCCACAAAUACAGAUCAGACCCAACUUACGGCCAUGUUGAACAUGGUCUGCCGGCACGGAAUACAUAUCGCCGAUGCCGUUGACUGCAUGAACAAGAUGAUAUUAAGUUUAAGUGCCCUGUUACACAAACUAAACUGCAAUUCAUAGAAUUUAUAAAUGUUAUUAUUUUAAGUUGCUCAGCAUUCCAAACCAUAAAGAGAACAGUAUGAAAAGAAAACAUGCCAGUAUUUUCUUCACGGGAUUUCCAUCAAAUAAAAAGAAACAAAACUGUUA